Molecule: messenger RNA, 1542 nt
Organism: Acanthamoeba castellanii str. Neff
Lineage: Eukaryota; Discosea; Longamoebia; Acanthamoebidae
Product: SH3 domain containing protein
Exons: 17
Coding region: 1-1542 (513 amino acids)
Biological process (GO): clathrin-dependent endocytosis; vesicle organization; actin filament polymerization
Cellular component (GO): vesicle; cytoplasm; plasma membrane
Molecular function (GO): phosphatidylinositol binding; microtubule binding
Source: RefSeq, a predicted model, not a curated record
AUGGCAAACUUCUCGGCCGACCUGCUCGUAAAUGAGGAUGGCUUUGGCCUCUACUACUCGCGAGUAUCCGACACUCUCAAGUCGCUCGAUGACAUCAGCUCUUUCUUCAAAAAGCUCGCCUCGGCCGAGUCUUCCUACUCGAAGGAGCUCGCCAAGCUCUCGAAGACCGUCGAUCAGAAGCUGUGGAAGAGAACCGACAAGGAGAUCGGUACAGUGGAGCACAGCUGGACCACGUUCCACGCCGAGCUCGAGAAGGUGGGCAAGUUUCACGAGCAGCUGGCCAGCAAGGCCGAGGAGCUCGUGCUCACCCUUGACAACUGGGUCAAGGAGAAGGAGAAGACAAAGAUCAAGUUGAACAAGGACGGAGCGAAGCUGACGAAGGACACCCAUGACACCAUGACUUCGCUCAAGCGGGCCAAGGAGAACUACUACAAAUUGCACAAGGCCGCCGAUGACGCCGAAGCCGCCUACCAGAAGAAGAAGGCCGAGCCCGCCGCCAAGCAAAAGGACGUCGACAAGCUGUCCAAGAAGUCGGUCGAGGCCAAGGAGAAGGCGCAGAACGCCGACGUCGCCUACAAGAAGGUCCUCGAGAAGGCCAACGAACACCAGACCAACUUCUACACGACAUACAUGCCCAAGCUGCUCGAGGAAUUCCAAAGCUUUGACGAGGAGCGCACACAGUUCUUCAGGCAGGUCCUGGAGCAGUACAUGACCAUGCUCAGUGCCCUCCCGCCCUCUCUCUCCACCUCCUGCGACGCGCUGAACAAGGUGGUCAGCGAGAUUGACGCCUCAAGCGACGUUGCCACGUUCAUCGCCAACAACAGGGCGUCGGCCGUGACGCCACCGCCGGAGAUUCAGUACGAGCCCUACUCGGGCGAGGGCGGCGUGCCAUCGUCGCUCGGCUCCAGCCCCUCCGCCACGUCCUCCAUCUCGCGCUCCGCUCCGCCAGCCCACAAGCCCACGCCAGCAGGCAGCAUGAUCCACAAGCCUGCGGCCACCAAGCAAUGGGGACUUUCGGCGGCCGACGAGUCUCUGUCGAACGACCAGAAGAAGGCCAAGCUCGAGCAGCAGCUCAAGGAGGUCAACGAGGACAUCGAAUCCGAAAUCAAAUCCAAAAAGGGACUCGACAAGCUCGUCAAGUUCUACGCUGCUGAUCCGGUCGCUCAGAAGAAGGCGGUGCAGGAAGCGACGGACCAGGAGAAGAAGAUCGACGUCCUCAAGGAGGAGAAGGAGAAGAUUGUGAGGCAGCUCGAAGCUGUCGGCGGCAGCGGUGAUGUCGCCCCGUCCGAGGACGCCAGCCCCGAACCGGCCAAUGGAGAUGCCGAGGGGGGUGAAUUCGAGGAGGUGGAGUACGUCGAGGUGAAGGCCCGGGCGCUCUUCGACUACGAGGCCACCAACGAGACCGAACUGAGCUUCAAGGCGGGCGAGAUCCUGACCGUCUCCGAGCAGGACGAGUCGGGCUGGUGGUACGCCGACCUCAACGGAAAGCAGGGCUUCGUGCCCAACAACUACCUGACCGUCGUGGAAGAAGUAGCCAACUGA